AUGGAGGACCCCUUCUUUGUGGUGAAAGGAGAGGUUCAGAAAGCAGUCAACACUGCACAGGGCUUGUUUCAGAGAUGGACGGAGCUCCUGCAGGACCCAUCCACGGCCACGAGGGAAGAAGUCGACUGGACCACCAACGAGCUGAGGAACAACCUCCGGAGCAUAGAGUGGGACCUAGAGGACCUCGAUGAAACCAUCAAUAUCCUUUUCUGA
Molecule: messenger RNA, 213 nt
Organism: Rangifer tarandus platyrhynchus (Svalbard reindeer)
Lineage: Eukaryota; Metazoa; Chordata; Mammalia; Artiodactyla; Cervidae
Source: the annotation of a GenBank genome assembly